This is a messenger RNA of Orycteropus afer afer, 987 nucleotides long. It is a transcript of the gene METAP1D, whose product is annotated as methionyl aminopeptidase type 1D, mitochondrial. NCBI's taxonomy places the organism in Eukaryota, Metazoa, Chordata, Mammalia, Tubulidentata, Orycteropodidae. The record is from RefSeq and is a predicted model, not a curated record. Gene Ontology annotation, biological process: proteolysis. Gene Ontology annotation, molecular function: metalloaminopeptidase activity. The transcript has 9 exons. The coding region runs from base 1 to 987 and encodes 328 amino acids.
AUGUAUCUAUUUCUGCUCACAGGUUGUCACAGAAUUUUCUCUUCACUCAAUCACAUCUACUCACACAAGCAGUCAGGCAGUCAACAAAGAAGAAAUUUCUUCUUCUGGAGACAAAGAAAUACCUCACACAGUAUAGUUUUGCCGGCUGCAGUUUCUCCAGCUCACCCAGUCCCUAAGCACAUAAAGAAGCCAGACUAUGUGACGACAGGCAUUGUACCCGACUGGGGAGACAGCAUAGAAGUUAAGAAUGAAGAUCAGAUUCAAGGGCUUCGUCAGGCUUGUCAGCUGGCCCGUCAUGUCCUGCUCCUGGCUGGGAAGAGUUUAAAGGUUGACAUGACAACUGAAGAGAUAGAUGCUCUUGUUCACCAGGAAAUCAUCAGUCAUAAUGCCUACCCCUCACCUUUAGGCUAUGGGGAUUUUCCAAAAUCUGUUUGUACCUCUGUAAACAACGUGCUAUGUCAUGGUAUUCCUGACAGUCGACCUCUUCAGGAUGGUGAUAUUAUCAACAUUGAUGUCACGGUUUACUACAAUGGCUACCAUGGGGACACCUCUGAAACAUUUUUGGUGGGCAAUGUGGAUGAAUAUGGUAAAAAGCUAGUGGAGGUUGCCAGGAGGUGUAGAGAUGAAGCAAUUGCAGCUUGCAGAGCAGGGGCUCCCUUCUCAGUAAUUGGAAACACGAUCAGCCGCAUAACUCAUCAGAAUGGUUUGCAAGUCUGUCCACAUUUUGUUGGACAUGGAAUAGGAUCUUACUUUCAUGGACAUCCAGAAAUUUGGCAUCAUGCAAACGACAAUGACCUGCUCAUGGAGGAGGGCAUGGCGUUCACCAUAGAGCCAAUCAUCACCGAGGGGUCCCCUGAAUUUAGAGUCCUGGAGGACGCUUGGACUGCCGUCUCCCUAGACAAUCAAAGGUCCGCCCAGUUCGAGCACACCGUUCUCAUCACGUCGAGGGGCGCGCAGAUCCUGACCAAACUCCCCCACGAGACCUGA